CCUGACCAGUCUACAAUCUCCGCAACCACCCUAAAUAAGAGGCACAAUUGACUAGUGGAUGACGACAGGCUUCCAGGAACCAAAAUGCAUUGUGGGGGCCUGCUAGGCAGAAGUGGUGUGCAAAUGGGGGUGACCAAAAUUGGAGGCCUUAUAACGACAGAGGUCAGGUGUUUCUCAGCCUGUUUGACAGCAUUUCACAUUGUUCAAUCAAGAAAGUCAGGCAGCCUCUCCUCUUAUUCCUCCAUUUCCUCCUCCACGAGGCAUCAGUCGCCGAGAAGCAUCAAUACCACUACAGCCAGUCGGAACACUGCAUUGUCACCUGCAGCCAAUCGCAGUACGCCAUCCUACAGUUACAUCAUAGUUGGAGCGGGGUCAGCGGGUUGUGUCCUGGCCAACCGACUCACAGAGGAUGCCCAUGAGUCUGUGCUGCUGCUGGAGGCAGGGCCAAAAGACAUGUUGCUUGGCAGCUCACGAUUGUCAUGGAAGAUCCACAUGCCAGCUGCGUUGACCUAUAACCUCUGUAAUGACAAAUACAACUGGUACUACCACACCUUACCUCAGGCCCACAUGGACAACAGGGUUAUGUACUGGCCAAGGGGUCGUCUUUGGGGCGGGUCUUCUUCGCUCAAUGCUAUGGUGUACAUCCGCGGUCACGGCGAAGACUACAACCGCUGGCAAAGAGAGGGAGCCGAGGGCUGGGAUUAUGAACACUGCCUUCCUUACUUUAGGAAGGCCCAGUGCCAUGAACAAGGAGAGGACAGGUACCGAGGGGGAAGUGGACCUCUUCAUGUGUCCAGAGGGAGGACAAAUCACCCCCUACACAAGGCUUUCAUAGAGGCAGGCCAACAGGCAGGGUACCCCUUCACCGAUGACAUGAAUGGAUACCAACAGGAAGGCCUUGGGUGGAUGGACAUGACCAUUUACAAAGGGAAGAGGUGGAGUACAGCCAGUGCUUACUUGAGACCGGUUCUGGGUCGAUCCAACCUGAAGACGGAGGUGCACUGUUUGACCACUAAGAUUCUGUUUGAUGGGAAUCGAGCCAUGGGUGUAGAAUAUACACAGGGAGGACAGAAAAAGAAGGUGUUUGCAGAUAAAGAAGUGAUAUUGAGUGGUGGAGCCAUCAAUUCCCCUCAGCUUCUCAUGCUUUCUGGUGUGGGGAAUGCUGAUGACCUCAACAAGCUGGACAUCCCUGUCAUCCAACACUUACCAGGGGUUGGCCGUAACCUUCAGGACCACUUGGAGCUGUAUGUGCAGCAGCAGUGUACUCAGCCCAUCACUCUGUACAAAGCACAGAAACCCUUCCAUAUGGUCAAGAUAGGACUGGAGUGGCUCACUCAAUUCACCGGCUACGGAGCGACUGCCCACUUGGAGAGCGGAGGGUUCAUUCGGAGCCGGCCAGGCGUCACACACCCUGACAUCCAGUUCCACUUCUUGCCCUCACAGGUCAUUGACCAUGGACGAGUUGCCUCCAAAAUAGAGGCUUACCAGGUUCACGUUGGACCAAUGAGAAGCACCAGUGUUGGUUGGAUGAAGCUCAAGAGUGCCAACCCUCUCGAUCACCCCAUUCUCCAGCCAAACUACCUCUCCUCUGAUAUCGAUGUGUGGGAGUUUAGAGAGUGUGUCAAACUCUCCAGAGAGAUAUUUGCUCAGAAGGCCUUCGACCCGUUCCGCGGUCCUGAGGUCCAGCCCGGUCCAGGGGUCCAGUCAGACGCAGAGAUUGACGCCUUUGUCCGUCGGAAGGCCGACAGCGCUUACCACCCCUCCUGCACCUGUAAGAUGGGCUCUUCCUCUGACCCAAUGGCGGUCGUCAACUCGAGCACCUGUGUCCUGGGUGUCGAACGGCUCCGGGUUGUUGACGCCUCCAUUAUGCCCAGCGUUGUCAGCGGUAACCUCAACGCACCAACCAUCAUGAUGGCAGAGAAGGCCGCUGACAUCAUCAGAGGUCGUCCCACGCUCGUUGACCGAGGGGUACCAGUGUACCGUCCAGCGACGCUCGAGACGCAGAGAUGAGGGGGGUGGGGCAUGCCCUGGAAGGAAGCCAUUUUAUGAAGGAAUGAGUUAAAAAUUGGCAUCCCUUCUGUUUUUGCACAAAUUAUCACACGUAACUCCUCACAAUACAUUUAAGGAAAAAAUAUAUAUAGGGGAAACACUACUUUACCUGCCUUCUGAUGUUAUUGUUAAAGUCGAACAAAGUGCACUAGGUGUGUUGGACCACUUCUUUGUGUGUUUAUGCGCAACAUUGCUAUUACAGUGCUGAUUUUAUUCUCAUAUCAACCACAGAAAAGGAGAACGUGAGAAACUGAAUGAAUUGGCUGUGAAAGUCAUGAAUGCCUGUGGGGAUUUAGUGGUGCAGUGCUGUUGUGUCUUGACAGCAGCCAGGCAAGUUCAUCUCAAAGGUUUCUGUGAAUAAUGAUGUUUGAAACCUAAUAGAAAUAUACAGUUAUUUUUAAUCGAUGAAAUGAUCAGCGUUAUGACAGUGCUUAGUCCUAGUAUGUAUUAAUUGUAAAGGUCCCCCCUAUUAUUUAACAUUGCUAUUGUGUGUUUACAAUACAUAACAGUGGGUGAUCCUUCCCUUCCCUUAGGAGCUUGACAGUAUUUGAAGGUCCUGAACGAGUCCUCCCCGAAUUAUUCGAUCAAGGGCUUCCAUUUGUAAAACUGAUUAGCUGUAGACAUAAAAUAUACAGCUUAAUGAAAUAAUCCAGUUAGUCAAUUUAAUAGUUCAACAUGUUAGUUUAGGAAAACUGGCAUUAGAAUGGUUUAAACCACACACGAUAUUCAGUGUCUUGUCGUGUAAAAGGAUAUUGUAGCCAUUUUGUCACUGGAACUGGAUUAUCUCCUCGGGUGUUGGAAGGGAGCAUUUAUUCUGUCAUUGCGCAUGAUGCAAAGUUGCAUCUGUCUUUGAUGUGGUCCACGAUAAACGCUAAUGAACUAAUUAAUGAAUAAUUAAUGAAUGCUAAUGAAUUUAUUAAUGAUUUAGCAUCAGUUUGCCCGACAUAAGUAUGUUUCUCGCAAAAUGCAGUUAAGACUAAUCCAUGUCCAACUGUGAGUGUCCUGCAUGACAAGGAUGUGGUUAUCUUAGGCGUGUCUCCAGACUUUCAGUCUACAGUUUGCCCGCUACACUGACACGCCAUUAAGGUGAAACUCCUGAAUCACAGUAUAAUUUGCUGUCUGAGAGGUGAGAAAUGUCCGUCUGCCAAGGCACAACUGCUUGACUGGGUGACCAAUCUUUUUGAGGCAAAUUUACGUCAGUCUCAACAUGAACAGGCAUAAACUGUAUAUUAAAACGAAACACACACACACAAUAGCCUUGAUUUUUGCUAGAGAUGUCAUGUCCUUUGCUUGACAUUAUGAUCUGUGUAUGAUAAGCGAGUCAAAACAAGUACUUCAGAAGGGUCACAGGCAAGUUGGAGGAUGAAUAGAGGAAAACGUUGUUAUUCUUGGACUUUAUACAGUGGAAGCUGUCCUCCUCAGAUGCUUUCUUGUUGUCCAUCACUAGUCAAAUGCCUUGAGGAAACGACACAAAAUAGUCAGCGUCUAGUUGUAUAAAAGGAUAUUAUAGAUAAUGUUUUUCACUGGAACUGGUGUUGAAGGGAGCAUUUAUCCUGUCGUUGCCAGCGCCACUUCUGGUCCAAAAUAAAAACACACACAAUAGCCAUAAUUAACUAUUCUUUGAGAUGUCAUGUGAUUUGGCUGAGGGUACAAUCUGUUCAGUACAAGCGAGUCAAAACAAAUCCUUUAUGAGAAUUAGACGGGGUGAGCGGUAAGCUGGAGGAGUGAUUUGGAUUGAGUCUUCAUCAUGACAUCAGCUUUUGUAUGGCAGUAUUGGCAUAUGCACCUUAGGAGUAUUCCUUUAUUUUGUGUCCUACUUUUUUACUUGACCUGACAGUCAGUGUGCCAAAAGUACAGUCAAUAACUUGGUAUAUCAGUUAUGUAAUUAUAAUAAUUAUAAUUCUAAAAACAGUCACUUAGAUGGAAGGAUGCAUACCUGCAUUUUUGCUAUGAAAUUUAAUACGUUUUCCUAAACGGACAUGUUUACGAAUGAAUUUUUUUUUAUAAUUGUUUGACAAAAUUAAUGAUAAUACUUUUAAGUAGUCUGUAAAAUGACAGUAAUCUUAAUCCUCUUUUAUAAUGUAUGAUCAUAUGAAUUACACAGGUUGCCCAUUAGGUGUUGAUUUUGUCAUGUAUCAGUGGAUUUGAUUCAGCCAGAAUGAAGAAACGUGAAGUUCACCGCGCAGCCUUACAUGAGGUAUUGAUUUGAAUGUUAUUUCUUAUGACCAGUAUGAACACAAAGCUAGUCGGUAUAUUUCCUGCAGGACCAGCGACACGUCCUCAUAAGGCCUACUGGCCAAACUAAGUCUGCAGUCUGUGUGUGGGAGAUGAAGUGAGGUCUUCAAGAUAACGCUGCACUAUAAACAUUUUAUAUCGGUUGCAGUAUUAUUGCAGUAAUCAUUCAUAUUGCAUGCACUGUUAGUUAUGGAGUUUCCAUCUUCAGAUGAAGAGCUUUGCUGUGGUGUCGAGGUUAUCUGUGUACUGAUGUCAGACAGCGGUCGUACUUGGAUCAAAAAGGGGAAAUUACAGCGGAAAUUCACAACGUUUGCUCUUUUUUUUCUCCUGUAUGGAUCACGUUAAGAUUUAACGUGAACACUCGAUCUUAUCCUCUGUGAAUUUAUUUGGUAGAGAUCAUUACAAAAAAGAAAGAAAAAAAAUCAGCAGUUUCAUUGUAAAUCCAGGCAAAUAUUCAUGACAGUUGAAAUGUACAAAACAGGGUUGUUUUCUUUUUCCAUCGGUACAAAAAUCUAAAAGGUACUAAUAGUUAUGCUACAAAGUAGAGUGAGCUCAUUUUUUUUCUUUAGUUAUUGAAACAACAAAUGGAUAGAAAGCAGACAAUGUUCAAGUUCGUUCAUCACAAACAUUUUUCAUUCACAAAUUCUGUACAAAUUUUAUACAAUAUUGUCGUUGACAUAUCUUACCUCAAUAUCUGUAAAACUGGUACAGUACAAAAAAAUAAAGCUGUGAAUUGCACAUAGAGUAAAACAAAGCUUCUCUCCUUUUCAGUCGUCGUGUUUUUGCUAUGAUAGUGAACAGACAGAUAAACUUCUACAGUGUGUUUCCAUACAUGUGAUGUCCAGCGCAAGAAAAGACCGUUUUCCUCUCAAGACUUCACCGCCACACUUGUGACACGCUACGGUGCCAUAAAAGAUGCACACAAAUGUUAAAGAGAUAAAAGCAAAGCUCUUCCAAUGUAGGGAGAUCUUAGUCGACCUGGUUUGGAGCUUCAGCAUGAAAAACCUUGAAACCAUUGAGGUUGAGACAAAUU
Lampris incognitus (smalleye Pacific opah) is the source of this 5317-nucleotide messenger RNA. It is a transcript of the gene chdh, whose product is annotated as choline dehydrogenase. The transcript has 10 exons. Gene Ontology annotation, cellular component: mitochondrial inner membrane. Lineage: Eukaryota; Metazoa; Chordata; Actinopteri; Lampriformes; Lampridae. The record is from RefSeq and is a predicted model, not a curated record. Gene Ontology annotation, molecular function: flavin adenine dinucleotide binding; choline dehydrogenase activity. The coding region runs from base 85 to 2010 and encodes 641 amino acids.